AUGAAAUCAAAACAAUAUACUCUAAUUUCAAUUGAAGGCAAUAUUGGAUCUGGUAAAAGUACUUUACUUAGAUUAAUGUAAUAAAAAUAUCCAGAUGUAAUUAAAUAUAAUUAAUCAUUUUUUAGUUGAGAUUUAUAGCAGAACCAGUUAAUGAAUGGUAAAGCAUAAAUGGAGAUCCCUCUUUGAAUUUAUUAGGUUCCUUUUAUGAGGAGCCAUCAAGAUGGGCUUACACUAUGCAAGUUUAUGCAUUCUACAGUAGACUUAAGCAUUGGAAAGAGGUUUUAUCUGAUCCAUUGAAUCCUGAAGAUAGACAUCUCAUAUUAAGUGAAAGAAGUAUUGAAGCUGAUAAAGAAAUAUUUGCUGUUAAUGGACAUAAAAAUGGAAUGAUAAAUAAAUUAGAAUUUGCUUUAUAUGAAAAAUUUUAUGAUUGGUUAUGUGAUGAAGUGUUUGGAAAAAAAAUCUAAAAGCAAAUGAUCAUAUAUUUACAAGUAGAUCCAGAUGUCUGUUAUUCAAGGAUGUAAAAAAGAGCAAGAGAUGAAGAAAAAGUAUUACCGCCAUUUUUAUUAUUUUAAAGAAUACCAUUUCAAAAGAAUAUUUGACUUAAAUCCAUAAUAGACAUGAAGAAUGGUUAUUAAGGGAAACUCAUUAAAAUACAUCUAUACUAGUACUAAAUGGAGAUUAAGAAUUUGAGAGUGAUCUCGUUCAAUAAAAUAAAAUGUUUAACACUAUCGAUUAAUUUUUACAAGAAUUAUUUUGA
Molecule: messenger RNA, 757 nt
Organism: Paramecium pentaurelia
Lineage: Eukaryota; Ciliophora; Oligohymenophorea; Peniculida; Parameciidae
Source: the annotation of a GenBank genome assembly